This is a messenger RNA of Eriocheir sinensis (Chinese mitten crab), 2930 nucleotides long. RefSeq lists its product as uncharacterized. The record is from RefSeq and is a predicted model, not a curated record. Bases 888 to 2069 code for a protein of 393 amino acids. NCBI's taxonomy places the organism in Eukaryota, Metazoa, Arthropoda, Malacostraca, Decapoda, Varunidae. Gene Ontology annotation, molecular function: zinc ion binding; nucleic acid binding. The transcript is spliced from 2 exons.
UUCCAUUUCUUCUCCCUCUAUCUGUAUAAAUCCUCUUUGACUAGGCAACCUCAUGAACGAACGAUGACGCACAUAGCUUGUGCGGCUGCCGAGGGCAGUCAUCAUUUCGUCUCGAUAGAGUUCACAUCACACGCUCCGUGUAAGCCACAAAACCAGUAAAAAGACAAUUUAAGCAAAGACUUUAACUCCAAACCUGCUAAACUUAUAUUGGUGGCAGCGGUUACAAAGCGAUUACAAAGCGAUUACAAAGCGAUUACAAAGGAUUUAUCAUAAAAUAAUACUGGCCUACACAAAGUGCCUCAAAUUCCGUGGUGACUCCGUUGGCAACGACUCAGUGAACCAGUGUGAACUCAAGCACAACCUCUCUACAAUUACGGGAUUACUACACUCCCUAUGAGACGACUACAAGCCCCAUAGCUCGUACUUGCACCUACAAAAGAGGUCACCACCUACAUUGAAUCACCAAAACAACAAUCUGUGCCACCACUCAGCAAACGUCCGUAACAAGUCUACCCAAAAAUCCCACCUCAAUUAACGGGAUUAACCCCUGCCGAACUCCCCCAACCCUGUAUCUUCACAGUCACAAGAGGAGGAAGAGGAAGCUAUAUUCGUAGUGACAAGGUAGUAGCCGCGGCCAGGCAGCUCAAGUCCAGAGCGUCAGCAGUCUGCGUCAGCGUGCCGUCAAUCAAAAGAUCGGCAACACCCACCCCCGGCUAGUGGAACACGCCGCACAAUUUUGCUUGUGCCGGAGAGCAGAGAGAAGUGAGUUAACCCACAUCUCCUGCGUCCCAGUCUCCCCCCUCACCAUACAUCAGCCAUUCCAUCAUGCUCUGGUCUCCUUACAAAUGCAUCGGACACAGCUAAGUGACUCCCCCGUCUAACUCCCCAUGUCCCAGGAUCGAAAAUUGGAAGAGGCUCUAUCCUCUGCCUUCAGCGGUUUAACGAUUGGUACUCCCCAUCACACAGUCCUCCGUUCAGGAGCUGCUUAUCCAAAACCUAUUCCCCCAGCACCCCCAUUACCCCCUGCAAAGAAGCUCCCCUCAGACUUUUCACCAGAGCUUUCCCAGACUACUUCUUCCCAGACAGAACAGCACCAAAGUGACCCAACCAUGAGUGACAAACCUCAAAACGUCAUUUUAAGGGGCGAGGAUAAAAAUCCAAAAUAUACGGGCUCAGAGGAGACCGGCCCCGACCUCCUAACUCACCUGCAGAGGGUAGAGGAUGCUUUUACCAAAUUCCAAUAUACAAAUGAAAGGGAGAAAUUGGCCCACCUUUACGACAGCAUCCACACGGGCCCUUGUCGGGCUCAAUCCAUUAUAAAAAGUGACGCAUUCAAGAAAGCCAAAACAUAUGAUGAAGCGAAAGCAAAUCUCAUCAGCCAUUUCGGCUCCACAUGCAAACAGGGUGCCCUGUCAGUCUUGUUCCGCCUAGCGGCUACCUACCGUCCCAAAAUAAAGGCUAAUAUUGCAGUGGACGACUGUUUAGGCGUCGCGGGUGGAGCCUUCACAGAGUUUGAAACCCAAUUCCGUCACUCCCCGUGGACUACCGAUGAGACAAUGAACCUUGAGGAUGUGUGCCGCCUUUUCUCAUACUUUAUCUUUCUCCUCAAUUGCACGGAGACACUCUUCAAAGAGUUACAAAAGGAAGAACCCCUACCAAAAGGUAGAACCCUUUUCAAACACAUCAGUCCCCUGUCGGGACGAGAGCCACCAACAGAACCCACAUCCUCAGCGGUGAGAGGUGUCAGAAUUCAGAGGGGGCGUCCCCAAAGUCGCUCCCCGGCCGGAGCUCAGACCCCUAGGAACCGCUCUGCCACACCCCGCGGCCGCCGCCCUUACAAUAGAGGCAGGGGUCGCGGGCGUGGCUAUAACACUCAAUAUUGUUACAACUGCAGAAUCACAGGACACCAUACACGUAAUUGCUGGUACGGCAGCAACACCCAACAGUCAAGUCAAUAUUGUUCCUACCAUAAGACAUCAGGCCAUAACACCAAGGAUUGCCGCGCGAGGCCCCGGGGAGGUACCUCGUCGGGGGAAGCCUCGCGCGCCACGUCUCCCGCAAUAACAUAGGCUCAGGUACAAAAUCACACCAGGUGUGUGGUAUUCAUACAACACCCCCAACCCGCACACCUUUAAAUAAACCAAGUACAUCCACAGCUCAUUUUGACAUUGAAACCCAACCUACGGAUGUUGAAACCACUACCAUGAAACACCAUCGCAUCGCUCUUUAUCCCCAAUCCUCCCUUGCCAUGACUGUCCCUGCUCAGUGUAAUGGUCACCAAAUUAGUGUUUUCAUGGACACAGGGGCAUGUCCCAAUAUCAUAAACAUCGGAACAUUGCGUGCCUUACAUGACGCAAAGACAACCUUGGUAUUGGAACCUCCCUGCCUACAAUUAAGUGGACUAGAUGACACAGCAUUUAAAGUAGUUGGACACACCCCCUUGUCUAUCCAGUUGGCUAACUCCCUGUCCCCGAUUACAGCCACCUUUCAUGUGUGUCAUGGUUUGAAUAUCCCAGGUGAUAUUCUUUUGGGUCUUCAAUCUAUGCGGGAACACUGCUUGUCCCUAGCUCCAGCAGAAGAUUGUGUUUACCAACAUGAAACACCAAUUAGGACACUCACGGCCCCAAAGCCAUUAUUGUGCACUUCUCCCUCCGCCGAUGGAGAAUAUACUCAUCUUUCUAGCGUGGCCCAGCGGUCACUGGUUGAUACUUCAUCUCCAGCAGUGCAUGUUAUUAAGGAACAAAGUGCAUCAUCCUCCAAUACAUUACCUCCCUCUCCCUCUUCUUCCUCUUCGCAAGAGCAUUUGAGGGUCCACGGCGUUCUGGCGACUGACGUCACGUUAGAAGGCCGUGGAUCAGCUAUGCUUCAAAUGCGUCUUGCUGGUAUAAGUGAUGAAUGUGAGGCUAUCUGUAUGAGUGAGAGCUUGAAGA